Molecule: messenger RNA, 1005 nt
Organism: Diversispora eburnea
Lineage: Eukaryota; Fungi; Glomeromycota; Glomeromycetes; Diversisporales; Diversisporaceae
Source: the annotation of a GenBank genome assembly
AUGAAGAUCACAAUAAAAACCUUGCAACAAAAACAAUUUCAAUUGGAUGUCGAACCGGAGGAUACGGUCCUUACGGUAAAAGAAAAAAUCGAAGAGACUCAGAAAUAUGCAGUUCCACUUCAAAAACUGAUUUUUUCAGAAAGAUUUCCUGGUAGUCAUGGUUUCGAAGCAAGACAGCAAAAUGCAGCUUCAACUUCGACCUCCACCCCACCUCCCACAACAACUGCGCCUUUACAAAAUUCCCCACGUGCCCCAACUACAAUUCCCCAAUUACCUGCUGUUAUACAAGCACCACCUUCAAUAACUUCUACUACUACAUCUGGUCAAGAAUCAACAACUAGUAAUCCUACAGCUACGACACAACCAAUAACAAAUGUUUUUGAUAAUGCUAGCAUUUUAGUAACUGGAGCUGAUUAUGAAAAUGCUAUUCAAAGUAUUAUGGAAUUGGGAUAUGAUCGUGAUCAAGUUGUGAAAGCUAUGCGCGCUAGUUUCAAUAAUCCUGAUAGAGCUGUUGAAUAUUUAAUGACUGGAUUUCCCGAGAGUACACAAGUUGAACAAACUACUGCAUCCUCAGAUCUAACGGGUAGUUUACCAGCAUCUUCACCUGCAAAUACCAGAGGUCUCGAAGAAUUGAAUUUUUUAAGAAAUCAACCUCAAUUUCAACACUUGAGACAAAUUGUUCAACAGAAUCCGGCUUUAUUACAACCAUUGCUUCAACAAAUUGGUCAAUCUAAUCCUCAAUUACUACAGCUCAUUAAUGCCAAUCAACCAAUGUUCAUGCGUCUCUUGCAAGAAGGAAUGGAUGAAUCAAGUGAAGGGGGCUUACCCCUGCCUCCAAAUUUUAUUAAUACUAAUUUUUCACGAGAAGAAAAAGAAGCGGUCGAUAGGUUGGAAGCUCUCGGAUUUGAUCGGGUCCUUGCCAUUGAAGCAUAUAUUGCCUGCGAUCGAAACGAAGAACUUGCAGCAAAUUAUCUAUUCGAACAUAAUGAUGAAGAUGACAAUUAA